GAGUUCUUCUCCUUACCCAGCCUUCUUGCACGCUUCAACACUAACGUCACCCUAGACUGUCGAGGUCUCUGUUGCUAUGACAGCAGUGUUCUCCUUUUGUUGCGCAGCCCAUCUGAGACUAGCCUCAUUACCCGCCGACAUGUCAAAUGAGCGCACUGACAGUAUACUACGAACAACCAUCAGUGACAUAAACCUCCAAGUUCUUUGUUCAAAGGAUCUCGACAAACGCCUUAUUUGACGACAGCUACCAUGCUCCACAAUGUCCACCCUGUAGGCUUGGAAUUCCCCCCUCCCUGGGAGAUGCCAUAACUCGUCGGCAGGCUACAUCUCUGGUACCAUCAAUCUUGUCAGCGAUAUUGCAGUCCUCUUGCUACCAACUAUUGGUGUGGCAAAGCUGCAGAUGAAAACGCGCAAGAAGUUUGCAGUUUCUGCCGUCUUUGCAACGGGCUUGAUUACCUGUGGCGUAUCCGCGCUUCGAUUGUACUAUUCCUCGCGCGAAGAUAGGAGCAACGACAGUACUUAUUGGCUGGCACUAGUGGGUCUCUGCGGAGCUGUCGAGAUCGCAAUGGUCAUUCUUUGUGGGUGCUUCACAUCAGUUCCAAGGUUCAUCAGGUGGAUGAGAGACGAAAAGACAGGGUCGCAGCGGUAUGGCUCGCAGCAGUACAAGAGAAAAUAUGGCUACUCCUCGCAAGAUCAGUCGAGAAGUUACGAAUACGGACCAGAAAGCCAGUCGAGGCUGAGACAUGAAACACCCAACACAAUGGAACUGGGAAGGACGGGGGUCACACAGGUUCGCGCUGCGCAUCAUAAUUGGAGAGUGUUGCGUUAAUCUCGAGUAAAGAUACGGCGAGUCAUACCUUGCGGUCAUUCAACAGAGAUAGACCCAGUUCUCGAGAUCAUUCAAUUGUACUGUUGAUCAUCCACGACUUC
This is a messenger RNA of Didymella exigua CBS 183.55, 930 nucleotides long. RefSeq lists its product as uncharacterized. The transcript is spliced from 2 exons. Lineage: Eukaryota; Fungi; Ascomycota; Dothideomycetes; Pleosporales; Didymellaceae. Bases 401 to 829 code for a protein of 142 amino acids. The record is from RefSeq and is a predicted model, not a curated record.